AUGUUGCAAUGCUAUGAGUGUGAAGCAAAAAAUUACAAUUUUCUUAUAACAGUCGAUAAUAUUCCUUCUACAUUCAAUUGUACAACAAUUGUUACACCGAAUAAAUUUUGUUCAUUGGAUAUUUGGACUACAGAUAAUGGAACAAAAAGUGAUCUUCGUGUAAAUGCAUUUGAUACUGCAGAAAAUAAAAGCGUCCCGUAUGUUUUGACUGGAUUUACUCAACAUAAUAGUGGAAAUUUUUCUACGUACAUUUUGUAUCAUUGUUUAACCGAUAAUUGUAAUAGUCCUUAUGUCGUUCUUAAACGUUUGAUUGAAUCAACAAAAACUGAAAUCAAACCACCUAGUAAAUCAUUGGCUGGUCAAUCAAAAUUAUCAGCGUCUAUCGAAUGUUUUAUCUAUUCAAAUUUUACAAAUUCAAGUGAAUGCAAGCCAGCGCGUCGAGCCACAAUAGAGCAAGAAGAUUGUUCAUUUUGUACAACAUUUAUUAAUAUUGACCCAAAAAAUUUACUAACAGAAAGAGUAUGUUCAUAUUGUGAAAAAUCUCCAGAAUCGAUUGAAAAAUGGAAAUAUAUUGAUGGAAGAAUUCAUUUGUUAAAUGAUCGUAUUAGUUAUUUAGAUUACGCAUCAUAUGUGUGUAAUACAACGAACGAGUGUAAUUCAUUGCAAAAUAUUAAAAAUAUACAAAAUUCAUAUAAAAUUCAAUUUGACUUUGAUAAGUUUCUAGGACCUUCAAGUAUUGGAAAUAAAAUAUACUCUACGAAGUAUAUCAUUUAUGUUUCAAUGGCUUUACACUUCAUGUAUGCUUUGUGA
Rotaria socialis is the source of this 810-nucleotide messenger RNA. Lineage: Eukaryota; Metazoa; Rotifera; Eurotatoria; Philodinida; Philodinidae. The record is from the annotation of a GenBank genome assembly.